Molecule: messenger RNA, 410 nt
Organism: Chlorocebus sabaeus (green monkey)
Lineage: Eukaryota; Metazoa; Chordata; Mammalia; Primates; Cercopithecidae
Source: RefSeq, a predicted model, not a curated record
AUGCACUCCAUGGACACACAGCUGGAGUGGCAAAUGGAGACCACCAAGAGCCUGGUGGACUCCUAUGUGGCCAUUGUCAACAAGACUGUGUGGGACCUCCUGGUUGGUCUCAUGCCCAAGACCACCGCACAUCUCAGGAUCAACAACGUGCAUGCACUGCCUCAUGGGGGCAGAGGCUCCUGUGGCACUGGGGAUGCAGAUCAAGGAGUUCAUCUUGGAUCUGCUGGCCAACCUGCACUCACAUGGAGACAAGAACACGUUGAUGGAGGAGUCGGCAGAGCAGGCAGAGCAGUGCAACGAGAUGCUGUGCAUGCACCACGUGCUAAGGGAGGCGCCCAGCAUCAUCAGCAACAUCAACACCACCACCGACAGCAUGCCCACGGGGGCCCAUGGAUGACUCCUGGCUGCAG